GCCAAUCACAUGGCGCACUCCAAGGAGAGCCACAGUGCGCAUGUCGUUGUCGCUGACCGGGUUGGAACGGCAGGUAGGUCCUCCAGGUUUCGCUCCUCUGUCGUUUCUGAGCCGAGCGGUGUUUUUUCCCGGAGAUGAACAGCGUGGGGGAGGCCUGUACCGAGCUGAAGCGGGAGUACGACACCUGCUUCAACCGCUGGUUUGCCGAGAAGUUCCUGAAGGGCGACCGGAGCGGCGACCCGUGCACGGAGAGCUUCCGGAAGUACCAGCGCUGCGUGCAGGCGGCCAUCAAGGAGAAGGAAAUCCCCAUCGACGGCGUGGACUUCAUGGGGCCCAACAAGGACAAGCCUGAGAGCUGAUGGAGGGCUGCUGGGGAAAUCCUACAAAUGUACGCCACACUGAGCGGGGUCCACGAGGCCCACCGAGCAUGCGCAGGAGCGGACAAGCUGCUGUCUCUGGGGUUAGAGGGUGAAGCGGCCCCUGAAAGAGCCGUCUCGUUAAUUUUAAGCUUUUCUCUUUUACUGCACAGCUCUGUUCGGACUUCGUUUCUCAGCAGAGACACUUACCGCCCAGUUUUCCUCCAGAGGGCCCAGAGAGCUGCUGUCAGCCCUGAAACUGAGCUAAAACUGUCUGAAUCCAAUUACUAACCAGCUAAAGCUCCUCCAUGACGGCCUGUGUGCGCGUUAUGAAGCGGUGGCAGCCUGUAGCUAUAAAUAGCUCUAAAUAAGAUGUGAUGCUGAAAACUCUUCCGACUGAUGUCAUGUGUGCAAAACUCAAUCUUGCAUUGUACGAAUGAAUUAAAGGGAGCUCGGUGUUGGAGCAGGACACGUGCA
Molecule: messenger RNA, 833 nt
Organism: Maylandia zebra (zebra mbuna)
Lineage: Eukaryota; Metazoa; Chordata; Actinopteri; Cichliformes; Cichlidae
Gene: triap1
Product: TP53 regulated inhibitor of apoptosis 1
Biological process (GO): phospholipid translocation
Cellular component (GO): cytosol; nucleus; mitochondrial intermembrane space
Molecular function (GO): phosphatidic acid transfer activity
Source: RefSeq, a predicted model, not a curated record